Molecule: messenger RNA, 2105 nt
Organism: Amblyraja radiata (thorny skate)
Lineage: Eukaryota; Metazoa; Chordata; Chondrichthyes; Rajiformes; Rajidae
Gene: fezf1
Product: FEZ family zinc finger 1
Exons: 4
Coding region: 144-1598 (484 amino acids)
Biological process (GO): regulation of transcription by RNA polymerase II
Cellular component (GO): nucleus
Molecular function (GO): DNA-binding transcription factor activity, RNA polymerase II-specific
Source: RefSeq, a predicted model, not a curated record
GUGAAUUGAUGACUUUUUUUUUUUAAAUCUCCUCAUCUCCAGGAAGGACCAUGGGCGAGAUAUCUGGAAGGUUUUUGGCACCGCGCGUUUCAAUGGGCCAGGACUGGUAGGAAAAGUGACAGGACGUGUGACAAACUUGCUGCAUGCUGCCAGUGUCUUCAAUCCCGUUCACAUCCAUCACCGGGCAAAGGAGGAACGUCCACACACUCUGCGCAAAAAGAGCAAACAGCUCCUCCACAAUACAAACCAAUAUGGACAACACUUAUUCCCACCGCUAUCGAGCUGAGAAGAUACUGGCGGCCACUUCUACUGAGAGAGAGAGCCUGCAUACCAGCGACGCUAUGGUCAACACGUCCAAACCAUUGGCUUUCUCCAUUGAGCGAAUUAUGGCCAGGACUCCAGAACCCAAGUACUUCCCUUACCCAAACUUACUGCAUGGAGCGGGAGCCAAAGGAGAGCCCAAGCACGUGUUCCACCUCAACUCCUCGAUGCCCUGUAUGAUCCCACUCUUGUCCUUGGCUUACGACAGCAACGCGAAGGGCGGCCUAGCCGAGCACCGCAAAAGCCACCUGGAGGCCUCUUCCUAUGACUGCAGCCACUUGGUCAACUGCGGCUUGCCCUCCAAAGCGGAGGUGGCCACCCCCUCGCCGCCUCUGGACCACUACCGGCUCAUCCGUCCGCGGGUGGUCAACCAGUCGUCCUUCCACGCCAUGGGAGCUCUGUGCUACCUGAACUACAUCGACGGGGGGCCGUGCCCGCCACCGGCCACCACCGCCGCCGCCGCCGCCGCUGCCGCCUCCACCAUUUUCAACGUGCACCCUAUGGCGUCCUACCUGCUCGGCUCCCCCCUCGGCGUCCUCGCCGACAAGAACAAACUGGGGCUGCCCUCGGUCGACAGGUACCCCACGGCUUUCAAAGACCUCUCGCCCUCCCAGCUCCAACACUGCGUGAAGGAGAACGCGCACUUUCUGUCGGAAAAGCUGAGCCUCAAACACUCUUCCAAACUCAGCAGCAGUCCGCCGAACAGCAGACCCAAAGUCUUCACCUGCGAAGUUUGUGGAAAGGUUUUCAACGCACAUUAUAAUUUAACCCGUCACAUGCCGGUCCACACGGGAGCCAGGCCGUUCGUUUGCAAAGUCUGCGGCAAAGGUUUCCGCCAAGCCAGCACCCUGUGCCGACACAAGAUCAUACACACCCAGGAGAAACCGCACAAGUGUAAUCAGUGCGGUAAAGCGUUCAACAGAAGUUCCACGCUCAACACACACACCAGGAUCCACGCCGGCUAUAAGCCCUUUGUUUGCGAGUUCUGCGGGAAAGGAUUUCACCAAAAAGGUAACUACAAGAACCACAAGCUGACUCACAGCGGGGAGAAGCAGUUCAAAUGUAGCAUCUGCAACAAAGCUUUCCACCAGAUCUAUAACCUGACCUUCCACAUGCACACUCACAACGACAAGAAACCCUUCACCUGUUCCACCUGCGGCAAAGGUUUCUGUCGGAACUUUGACCUGAAAAAACAUGUCAGGAAAUUGCACGACAACGGCCCGGGAUCUCGCCCGUCCACGGCAGAAUUUCCUUUCAACGAACAGCCUCGGAAAUAAGACUUUGCAGACACGCAAUGAACUUUCGUUCAUAAAAAACUGUUAACUGCUAAGAACUCUUUGCAUGCGGAGUUACAUUAUAUACAACACGAUUAUCGGCUCGUGCACCGAGAAUUGUUGAGUUUUAUCUGGAAAAAGUUCUGGACAAAAAAAAAAGUCAUUUCAUCUCAGCUUCGUCUUUUAAAAAAAUUAUAAUGUAUUUAUUUGGAUUCUAUUCGUCUGCUGCUGCAUGGAUUUUGUCCGUUUGGGAAUCUCCCCUCUCCCCCCUCCCCACCCCCUAAUUUAAUCUAAUCGCAGAUUAGAUUCGCGCUCAAUGGCCAUAAAUGGAGAAACUGGAGAUGAAUCGCUACACUGAUCGCUCGCUAGCCCGCUCUCUCUCUCUAAUCCUGCAAACGCAUCCCGUCCCUUCAUUCUGCUGCAGACUGGCCCGUACAUAUCAGGAGGAGAGAUGAUUGCGACGGGACUCCAGGUGUAUCUUAUGGUGAUCAAAUAAAUUCUUGUAAAGCU